AUGAGAGUUGGGAUUGGCUCGAGGGACACCAAUGGCUCCAUGCAUUAUCCUGGCAUGAGGUCGCUUUGCCAAUCGCCUCCCAAUUUCCAGAAGGCACCUGGCCGAAAAGCACCAUCCCCCUCACCGCAAGCACGCACCUUCCUCCUUCUCCUUCUUCAAGCUGCUCCGAAGGGCCGGAGAUCACUGAAUAUGAGAGCGUCUCGGGGGGACGCCGUGGAGCUCUGCGGGGGUUCUGGGGUCUUCUCAGGUGACCCUCCAUUCAGGUGCUAG
Knipowitschia caucasica is the source of this 270-nucleotide messenger RNA. NCBI's taxonomy places the organism in Eukaryota, Metazoa, Chordata, Actinopteri, Gobiiformes, Gobiidae. The record is from the annotation of a GenBank genome assembly.